ACGGAAAAAAAGAAAUUGAUUUUGUGGUGAAGAACAAUUUUAUAUGAUUUCUGAUUAUUUCUACAAAAGUUCAAUGAAAAAUGGUAUAUUACUGCUGUGUAAAUGGUUGCAAUAAUAAUAGUAAGAAGAGGGAUCCAAAUCAUGUUAUAUCAUACCACACUUUCCCUUCAAACCUUGAAGUAAAGCAGAAAUGGCUGCGAGCGAUCGGACGGCCUACCUGGGAGCCCCCGAGCUACACUCGCAUUUGCAGUGCUCACUUUGAUCAGGAGUAUGUCAACCAUGACAGCCACCGAGCAAGGCUCAAGGAUGAAGCUUACCCCAUUUAUAAUUUACCACCCAAUUCAAAUUUUGAGGCAACAGAUAUGGAAGUCUGCCGGAUAUGCCUUGACACUGACUCCAAACUUUACAGCCUCCAGGAAGGUCUGCUUAAAGAAUGUAUGGAAACCAUCACAGGCUUUAAUGAUAAAUAUAACAUAGAAGGUCUGCCUCGGUAUGUAUGCUACGAAUGUGCAGGACUACUGAAGAAGUGUUACAGGCUGGUGCAAAGGAGCUUGACAGCUCAGGCCACGCUGCUUGACAUUUUUGCUACUAAUGGACAGAUUACAAAAUCGCUAAUCAGGAAACAAGAAAGAGAUCAUUUGAACCUAAAAUCGUCAUUAGUGUCUCACACAACCACUCCAACAUAUUUAUUCGAAUUCAAAUAUGAUGAAGACCAACAAUAUUCGUGUCUAACUAAUAGCGAAUUUAUCAUACACUCAUAUGAGAACAAGACUGAAAUUAAUAAUACUAUCCAUAUACUUAAUAAUGAAUUGGUUAAUAGUGAUUUAGUUAAUAGUGAAAAUAAAGACUUUGUUGCUGUCGAAUCGGAUAUUAAGAAUGUGAUGAAAUCCGAAGUGAAAUGUGAAUAUUUAAGUGAUGAUGAUGUGAGAAAUGACGGUGCGGACAGUGACUCCACUAGUGAUAUAUGUUUAGCGGAACUUAGCGAUAGAAAGUAUAAAAAUAAUAGAAGUGACUGCGAAGUUGUUGUCAAAGAAAAUUGUAAGAAUAAGGUUAAGAAGAAAAUUGAUAGAAGUGAAAAGUCUAAAAGGACAUCUCUUGAUGGUUUUACUCCAGACGAGAUAAAUAUGCAGGAACAUUUCAAUAUUGUUAAACUAACACUCGAAGAACAAAUCGAGGACUGGAAGAAAACGGUGGAGAAUCGCCCAUGGAAAGCUGUGACCAAGGGUAGGGUUUACCAAUGUGAUAUAUGCCACAAGAUAUUCGCUCACAUCACGACGUAUCAGACUCAUCUAAUGUGCCACGAUCCGAGCCGAGGCAAUGUGGAAUGUUUGGUUUGCAAGCUGCGGUUCAAAAGCGAGUCUCAAAUGAAGACUCACGCCAAACGCUCGCACGGCAAGAAGUUUUAUUGCAAGGCGUGUCCUAAAGUCUUCAAUAACAGCAACAUGGCGAAGAAGCACCAGAAGCGGCACUCGGGCCACGUGUACGCGUGCGGCGCGUGCGCCUUCCGCUCGCGGCACGAGUCGUGCCUCAGCGCGCACGCGCGGGCGCAGCAUGCGCGCGCCGCCUGCGCCGCGUGCGGCCGGCCCGCGCGCGGCCGCCGCGGCCUGCGGCAGCACUGGGCCGCCGCGCAUCCCGGACUGCCGGAGCCAGAAAAUAUAACUAACACAGAAUACCGUUGUGAGGAAUGCAACUUGAACUUCAGUACAGAGGGCGCUCGGCGCGUACAUCUUCUUACUUCUGCGCAACACAGGAAGAAGACUGACAAUGGCACCACACUCCCACCAGACCCGUCUCUCAAGAACACGUGUAAAUCUUGCGGUCUACAGUUCACGUCGCAAAAGGAAAUGUUGAGCCACAGUCGCGAGCAACAUCCGCGCCACAAAUACAAGAAGAUAUGGCGACAACCGGGCGACAGUUACCCGACCAACUGCGAAUUUUGCGGCGUGACAGUGAAAACAAGAUGGGACCACUGGUGGCAUGUUCGUCGUCAGCAUCCCAAAGAGAAAGACUCGUAUAGGCGGGUGUACACCGCCGUCUGCGAGACCUGCGGCAAGGGAUUUCAGAGCCCGACGAAGCUGCGACUGCACGAACUCCGUCACGCGAGCCCCAGCGUGUCGUGCGAGACGUGCGGCCGGCUGUUCUACGACAAGUACACCAUGGCGCGCCACGCCGCCACGCACACGCAGCUGCGGCCGCACGCCUGCCCGCACUGCCCGCGGGCGUUCAAGGUCAAGGGCAACCUGCAGAGGCAUUCUGUUGUUCACACAGGCGCCACCCCAUUUGAAUGCACAAUGUGUGACAAGAAAUUCAAGCACGCGACCAGUUUGACCGUUCAUGUGCGCACCGUACAUUACAAACUGCCGCCUCCGCCGCGCAAGAAGCGGGGCCCGAGGAGACCUAAGAAUAGAAGCGAUAUCAACAGCGAUAUGUGA
Messenger RNA from Amyelois transitella, 2432 nucleotides. RefSeq names its product zinc finger protein 37. Lineage: Eukaryota; Metazoa; Arthropoda; Insecta; Lepidoptera; Pyralidae. The record is from RefSeq and is a predicted model, not a curated record. Gene Ontology annotation, molecular function: zinc ion binding; DNA-binding transcription factor activity, RNA polymerase II-specific; RNA polymerase II transcription regulatory region sequence-specific DNA binding. The transcript is spliced from 14 exons. Gene Ontology annotation, cellular component: nucleus. Bases 81 to 2432 code for a protein of 783 amino acids. Gene Ontology annotation, biological process: regulation of transcription by RNA polymerase II.